Ceutorhynchus assimilis (cabbage seed weevil) is the source of this 732-nucleotide messenger RNA. Lineage: Eukaryota; Metazoa; Arthropoda; Insecta; Coleoptera; Curculionidae. The record is from the annotation of a GenBank genome assembly.
AUGUUACGGAUUGGUACCACACGAAGUGUCCUUUCGGAACGAAAUUCCGAUCCUCCCAAGAAGCGAAUUAACAUCAAUUAUGACGUCCCCAAGACACCUCAGAGAAAGUGUAGAACGUUUUGCACUUACGUCCCGGGAGCAGGAAGAUAUGAGUACUUGGAGGCCUUAGAGAAGCAUGUCAAAUGGUACAUUGGACAAGAAGAGAUAGGGGAACAUGGUAUAGAACAUUUUCAAUUAUUGUUUGGUUUUCAAAACCCUAGAACUCUAUCAGGAGUCAUUCAAUUAUUACAAGACGGGAAAAUCCAGGAAGUUAACGACACAGAAGCUAUGUUAAAAUACUGUACCAAUGAAGAAAAACGAAAUGGAGAAUUAGUAAGUUUUGGAACCGUACCUCAAUUUAAUAAAGAAGUAAAUAAAACAAUUAUUGACGAAGCUUUGGUCAAGGGAAAUUAUGAAGAUGCGAUGCAACAUAUAGAAAAUACUGAUAAGUUAUUUUACAUACAAAAUCAAAAGAAAUUAUGUUUAUAUUUUACUCAAAAGUUCGAUUCCGCAGAUAAAUCAUUAUUCAAAGCAAAUGAUUUCAAUAGAAAAUUGGAAAGUGAUUUUACUAAAGCUAUUGUUCUGAUUGGAGGAACCGGCUUAGGUAAAACCCAGUACGCUUUAGCACACUUUACAAAACCGCUACAUAUAAGAGACAGAGAAGACUGGAUCUUCCAAUUUAAGUUCAUGUAG